Molecule: messenger RNA, 372 nt
Organism: Racocetra persica
Lineage: Eukaryota; Fungi; Glomeromycota; Glomeromycetes; Diversisporales; Gigasporaceae
Source: the annotation of a GenBank genome assembly
AUGAUAACUCAAAAAAAUGUAGAACAAACAAAUGAAAGGAAUGUAUUUAGUGACAUAAAAGAGACGGUUGCUGCUUCGGCAGCUCAAUCCAAAAAAAGAAAAACCUCUAAUGAAGAAGGUGCGGCCUCGUCAACUAGGCAGCUGGAGUUACCACCUUUCGGACGUGUUGAGCUAGGAGAACUCGACUUUUCAUCUAAGUCAUUAAACUUGCCGGAACUGAUUCAGAGUUAUUUGGCUGAAAAUCAAAUGCCAAAUAGCGGGACAACUGAACAUGAUGUGCAAGAAUGGUUUAAUGGCUUGAUAAGAGUUGCAAGUAGUACUAGCUCAAACGAACAAGCUAUUGAACUAAGUAAUCAAGAUAAUAAAGACUUG